Messenger RNA from Phanerochaete carnosa HHB-10118-sp, 284 nucleotides. RefSeq lists its product as uncharacterized. The record is from RefSeq and is a predicted model, not a curated record. The coding region runs from base 47 to 283 and encodes 78 amino acids. NCBI's taxonomy places the organism in Eukaryota, Fungi, Basidiomycota, Agaricomycetes, Polyporales, Phanerochaetaceae. The transcript has a single exon.
UCAACGUUUACAAUCUGAGAGGGAGGAGUAAGUAGCGGCAGUCUCCAUGCCUUGCAUUCGAGCUUGUAACUCUCCAGGCGGCGACUGCCUCAUAGAUGGGAUUGAUCACGGGAUCAUUGAACAAGAGUUACAAGAAUGCCGGGACUUCUUUUGUCCAAGCUACUGGACGAGACCAGCGCACCUUACGCGAGCCAUUGAGCAAGGCCUUAGGGGAGCUGACCUUGUUCCCGUGGCAAUGAUGCGCGAUGCGGGGGCGUGGAUGUUUAUGCGCCCCAACCGGUGAG